GGGCGUGGCUUCAGAGAUGGCGUCCCUCCUGCAACCCGACAGAGUGCUGUAUCUCGUCCGCGGAGAGAAAAAGAUCCGCGCUCCGCUGUCUCAACUCUAUUUCUGCCGCUAUUGCAGCGAAUUGCGGUCUCUGGAAUGUGUGUCACACGAAGUCGAUUCCCACUACUGUCCCAGCUGUCUGGAGAACAUGCCAUCAGCUGAAGCAAAGCUCAAAAAGAACAGGUGUGCAAACUGCUUUGACUGCCCUUGCUGCAUGCACACCCUGUCCACACGCGCCACCAACAUCCCUGCCCCGCUGCCGGAUGACCCCACCAAGACUGCCAUGAAGAAGGCCUACUACCUGGCCUGUGGGUUCUGCCGCUGGACUUCGCGGGAUGUAGGCAUGGCCGACAAGUCUGUCGCCAGUGGAGGGUGGCAGGAGCCAGAGAACCCCCACACUCAGAGGAUCAAUAAGCUGAUUGAGUAUUAUCAGCAACUGGCUCAGAGAGAGAAGCUGGAGAGGGAUAGGAAGAAACUGGCUCGAAGACGUCCUUUCAUGCCUCAAGCCUUCUCGCAACACACUAUUCACGUGGUGGAGAAGUACGGCCUGGGAACUCGGCUGCAGAGGCAGAGAUCUGGAGCUCCUAUCAGCGCCCUCUAUGGCCUAUCUCUGAAGGAGGGAGAAGAGCAGAAGGAGGUCAGUAUUGAACCUGCUCAGGCUCUGGAUGAGGUGGAGCCUCUGCCUGAAGACUGCUACACAAGGCCCAUUAACCUGCCUGAAGUGACGACUCUUCGCCAGAGGCUGCUCCAGCCAGAUUUCCAGCCAGCGGGAGCCUCUCAGCUGCAUCCCAAACACAAGCAUCUGCUGAUGAAGCGCUCUCUGCGCUGCAGGAAAUGUGAGCACAAUCUGAGCAAGCCGGAGUUCAACCCAACCUCAAUCAAGUUCAAAAUCCAGCUGGUGGCUGUGAGCUACAUCCCUGAAGUGAGAAUCAUGUCCAUUCCAAACCUGCGUCACCUGAAGGAGUCUCAAGUGCUGCUGACGCUUACCAACCCAGUGGAGAGCAUCACCCACGUGGGCCUGUUCACCUGUGAAGAGGGGGAUACUGACGACAUCAACAGCACGGCCAAGGUGAUGGUGCCAGCGAAGGAGCUGGUUCUGGCAGGGAAGGACGCAGCAGCGGAGUAUGACGAGUUGGCUGAACCUCAGGACUUCCAGGAUGACCCAGAUGUGGUGGCCUUCAGGAAGUCCAAUAAGAUCGGCUUCUUCAUCAAAGUGAUUCCGCAGCAGGAGGAGGGUGAUGUCACUGUGGCCUUUAAAAUCCGUCACGAUUUCCGCAACCUAGCAGCCCCCAUCCGGCCCAGCGAAGACGGAGACACACCCAGUGAGGUCAUCUGGCUCACACACCAUGUGGAGCUCAGCCUGGGGCCACUGGUGGCCUGAAUCCACGCACACAGCUUACCUUAGACUCGCGGAGCCGUGGUCUCAUAACGAGAAUACACGUCUGGGGACAACGUGUUAAACACUCGCUGCUGGAUUGUGGCAAAAUCCACUGCAAACAAGGGUACAGUCCUCUAAGAUCUGUCUCCAAAUUCCUAGUUUGUGCUCUUUUAAUGUGCAGAGUGUAAUCAAUAACACAAGCAAAGCAAGCUAGCUAAGGAAACGCUAUCGUUAGCUAAAAUCUGCUUUUUUUCUUUGUGAGAAGUUGUUUAUUUUGUGAAGUGCUCUCCACUCAUGUGACACACACCUCUGUGCUCAUUUGGACUUUUUUGGGACAGCCAUGCUAACUUACAUUACAAUACUAAGCAAACAACAGCCUGUUUUCUUUCUGUGGCUUUGGAUUGGAUUCAUCCUCAGUUUGGUCCCACCCUAAUAAGUCUACGUUCCUAUUUACGUUUAGCCAAAAAAUUGAUCAUUAAGUGCGUUCACAUGCACUUCAUAAUCUAAUAACUGCAGAAAAUUAGAUUUUGUCAGUAAUUGAAUCAACAGGUUUACAUGCACUUGAGUAAUCAGAUAACGGGGAAACUCUGGAUCUGCAUGAGUCAGACAGUGAUCAGAUUUCUGCUUUGCAGCCAGCCAGUAAACUCACAGAAGGUGUGAUGUAAGCGUUUACUUCAAAAUAUGAACAUGCAUCAUCUGAAGAAUGAAGAAUAUUUAAAUCCUUUAUUUCGUGUUUGGCCUCAGUGUCGCUCCAAAAGUGACGCCCGCUGAUUUCCAGUACCCGUGGUCUGUUCUCGCACAUGUGCAGCCUGAGGAAUCCAAAAGAAAUCAGAGGAAGAGUUUACAUGCGCUGCGAAAUCAGAUUACUCAGCCAAAAUCCAGGCCUCUCUGUCAGAUUUCUACAUCGGAAUAUGGUGUUUACACGAGCAUUUGAAAAGCUGCGGAAAUCAGAUUGAGAUCGGAUUAUUGAGUGCAUGUAAACACGCUCGUUGUUUUCCCCAGACGUUCUUGUUAUGAAAUAACAUUUAGCCCCGCAAGACUAAGCUCAGCUUUGGGUCAGUGGGUCUCUCUGAACUGAUACGCACUUAGCCACACAUUCAGACCGAGAUCAGACCGAGAUCUGACUGCUAGUGCAUUAACAAGAAUAUACAGAGGCUGGAGGUGCUGAUGGGCUGAACACAUACAUUUAGUCACAUAAACAUAAACACAUACAUUAGCAUUCAAAAGUUUGGAAUCCGUGCCUUUGAUAAUAUAAAGGCUCAAGUGUAAUUUGGAUUCAUGCAGGUGUAGAAAAUGAUUCUGAUAUGCUCAUCCGGUGCAACAGGGUUCAGAUAAUUAGUAGGAUAGUGGAGCUGCUGGUGAAUCUAAAAUGAAUGAAGCUGUACAGCAUUGAGACUUGAGUUAGUUUAAAAUGAAUAUUCAUCAGAAUUCAAAGUGGAGAUCACAUUAAACUUUAAACAUGUGGUGUAAGUAGAUAACAGUGUAUUAUCCCUUUAUUCACUUCAUGUUCACAGAAUUCCUAGAAUUUUUUUGGUGAGCGAUUUGGAAUAUUUAAAUCCAUGUUGUGUUAGUCUCUAUAUAAAGUAACACACAUAAUUACUGCAGGUGAUUCCACGGGUAGACACCUGUAUAAAACUUGCUUUGACAGUUACAAUUGUGGCCAAUAUUAAGAAUAAAGCAAACAUAUUUUUUGGAUUUUGGUCCCACUUUAUAUUAAGUGUCUCUAAUAACUGUGUAGUUACACAUGAAUAACACAUGCAACAACAUUUUAACUGCUAAUGAUUUAGUCAUUGUUACAGAUGGAUAACAUAAGUACAUCCUAUGUAAUUAAACAUGUAUAUCAACUUCAGUUUUGCCUCCUGUAAUUACACAAGUGUAUCUUAAUAGUUGUAACAGCCUGUUGCAUCUCAUGGAAUUACACAAGGGUAAUAACAUUGAUAUAACUGUUUGUAAUCAGACUGGAAGUGUAACUUAAGCCGCACUACAGAAAGUUCUUGUCUAGAAGAUACACAUAAUAUGUAGUGUAUAUAGUAUGUUAUAUAGCUAUAUUAUACAUAGUAUAAUAACAAGGUCUGCUUCUGUAAUACAUCUGUGACAGGGACUAAAUCAUUAGUAGUUACAAUGUUGUUGCAUAUGUUGUUCAUAUGUAACUACACAGUUAUUAGAGACGCUUAAUAUAAAGUGGAUUUUUAUAUUUGCGAUUAACAAGCAUGGAAACUUUACAUUAAUGAGAACAUUGGCAUUGUGGUGACCGCAGUGAACUGCAUUGCUGAGCUGGUCCACCACUUCAGGUUAAUUCGUUCUAUACUCUCUGAUGCCAGCUUAUUUAACACCUUACUGCAUGUAAGACCUGAUAGGAGUGAGAUUAUCAAGCCUUAGCCAAGGGAACAUGACAUCACGCCACCGCCACGUUAGAUUUUGUAGUGGCUGUAGCUAAUAUAUUCUAACACAACCUGAUUUGUCCAGUUAGUUCUGACCAAAGAGGUUUGUUAAAAUGGGGAAAUGUAUGCACAGACAUCUCCAAGGCAGGUUGUCCCUUGGGCCACAGGCUCUGCAUGUAUAGUGAACAAAAAUGUGGACUGGUGUGGUCCCAGUGUCCAUCCCUGGUGGUUCCAAACUUUUGAAUGCUAUUGUAUAUACACAGAGGCUGGAGCUACAGUUUAAACACACCGUCAACCCCACACCUAUACAUAAACACACGCAGUGCAGCUUGGGGCUAAAAGUGUGAGACGAGCACACAAACCGGAGCGAUUAGUGAUGGGAAGAUGAAAAUCACUUCUGUGAGUGCUGAAUUUCCUCAGUAAUCCAGGUCCACUGGCACUUUCCCACUACACUACUCCCAGAAAUGUCUAUAGUGAAGUAUUUACCUGCAUGCUGUCGUUAGCUUGCCCUCACUAAUUAACCCCCCACCAUCACUGUACAGAACCGGGACUCUUCAGCGAGUGCACAUCAACACCUAUAGGUUCUCUUUUUUUGCUGUUGUCGAUCUCCUCCUUCACAGGCGCGCCGACUGAUGUACUGUAAGGUGUUUUGUUGCUUUUUCAGCGCAGCGCUCUGCUGAAUACUAACACGCUGCUCAGUCAUCGGUUGUAAAUGGUGAAACGUAUCGAUUCUGUGUUAAAAGUAUAGACGAUGAAGACCAGUGCUGAAGCUCGGUGUAUUAAUUCUCUGCUACAAUCUGAAGACUGGAACACUUUAGGAAUCUUUUUCUGAUGUUUCUUUGUGUGAGAAUCCUCAACUCUGUAGUUCAAGAGAGCCUUGAAAUGUGGUUCACUAAUAAAACUGAGAUUAAAACAACC
Messenger RNA from Pygocentrus nattereri (red-bellied piranha), 4716 nucleotides. RefSeq names its product dynactin 4 (gene dctn4). The coding region runs from base 17 to 1420 and encodes 467 amino acids. The record is from RefSeq and is a predicted model, not a curated record. Lineage: Eukaryota; Metazoa; Chordata; Actinopteri; Characiformes; Serrasalmidae. The transcript has 14 exons. Gene Ontology annotation, cellular component: dynactin complex.